GGUGCCCAAAUUCCACACCUUUCCAUCUCUUUUUUCUUCUUUCCCAUUUUCCUCUGCCAUCUAUGGAAUCAUUUCUUUCUUCUCAUAAUGUAUGAUAUCUGUCUUUUACUCUUUGCAGUUGCAGAUGCUCUUCCCCUCAACAUAAAAGGAAAAAGCUAAAGCUGCUCUUUCCUGAAUUCGUCUUUCUCUUCUUUAUUUAAAAUUUUUGUUCGUCUUGAUUUUGAUGGGUAUUUGAAACUUGUUUUCUUUUGCUCUCUGUAAUGGCAAUUGAAGUUUGCUCUCCUCCUCGAAUCUCCUUUUCUCAUGAUCUCAACCAAACUGAGGAAAAUCUUCAUCACCGGAGAUUAGACUCGUCGCUCUUGGAUUCUAGUUCCGAUUUCAAUUUCUGCAUUGGAAAUGGCUUCCUACCGGAGUUGUCCUCCGCCGAUGAGCUCUUCUCCGAUGGCAAGAUCCUCCCCGUCCAAAUCAAGAAACCAUUCGUCCCCAUCAGACAGACCCAUCAUUCCAAUCCUGAAUUAAUCCCUUCCCCAGCUCCUCCCCCUCAGACCCAGGAUAAAGCAGAGAAGAAGAGAUUGAAAGAAUUCUUAUCAAUGAGUAUCGACGCCGAUGAUACUCCGCCGGCCAAAUCAUUCUGGCAAUUCAAGAGAAGCAGCAGCCUAAACUGCGACAGCAAUCGAAGCAAAGGCCUAAUCCGAUCAUUGCAAUUUCUCUCUCGAAGCAAUUCUACUGGUUCCACUCUUAGUCCAAAACCAACGCCGGUUUCAAAGGAAACUCCGAAACAGAGUCUGCAGAAGCAACCGUCUCUUUCAAGAAAACCAUCCGUUUCAAGUUCUAGUACUGCAUACCAUCCUUACAGUAAUUCAACGCAGAAGCAUCCAUUGAAGUAUGGUAAUGGAGUUCGAGUUAGUCCUGUUCUAAAUCUUCCACAUCCGUUCAUAUCCAAUGCGACUGUGAGUUUUUCCCGAUUCGGUUCAAUUUUCUGCAGUGGUAAGGUUAAAAAGAAGAAAAAAUGAUGGAUUAUUUUUGAAUUUCAGGUUCAGUUCAUAAUUGAACUUUGAAUCGUCAAGGGCAGUGGGGUUUAGCUGUACAAGAAUUUGAUGCAUGAAUUAGCAUGUGAUUAAUGUCGGUAUUAAGUACGGUUGGUUUGUAGAUUCCCAAACAUUUGCAUAAGAAAAAAAAAUGAAAGAUGGUAAAUCCAAGUCAUUUUUGCUUUUCCUUUUUUUUUUAAUCUAUUAUUAAUUUAAUGGUAAAUUUUUUUAUUUUUU
Messenger RNA from Rubroshorea leprosula, 1265 nucleotides. The record is from the annotation of a GenBank genome assembly. Lineage: Eukaryota; Viridiplantae; Streptophyta; Magnoliopsida; Malvales; Dipterocarpaceae.